Messenger RNA from Ostrea edulis (European flat oyster), 1346 nucleotides. RefSeq lists its product as uncharacterized. NCBI's taxonomy places the organism in Eukaryota, Metazoa, Mollusca, Bivalvia, Ostreida, Ostreidae. The transcript has 6 exons. Bases 66 to 827 code for a protein of 253 amino acids. The record is from RefSeq and is a predicted model, not a curated record.
UAUGACACGACCUAACUUUCAAUUGAUAAGGUUCUACAUUUUGUAAUUAUAUAUUUGUAGAAAAAAUGGACUCCCGUGGAUCAGUGCUAGGAUUUCUUCUCGUCAUUGCUGCGGCCAAUUCAUUCGCACAGGGAAAUGUAAUGCAAAUCGUAUUCACUGACGAGCCAACCCAUAUCACGAGGGGAUCGGAAGUUCACUUGACUUGUUUAGUGACCGGGGGAAAUGAUCCACAUAUCACGUGGAUCUCGCCCACAGGUUUACUUCCCUUGAAUGCGCACAUGAUAAACGAUGGACGAACUCUGGCUUUCACAAACUUUGACGAUUCUGAUAAUGGACAGUACAUUUGUAUAGCGUCAGAUGGACAGCAGUUUGCUAAUCACAUUUUCAAUGUGCGAUUAAACCCUGCACCUUUGACAACACCCAGUUCUUUAAACACCGGACCAUCAACAACUACCAGUUCCCCGCACACUACCACUCAUUCACCGAUAACACACAAACCAACACACAGUCAUUAUCAUACCACGACAGUGCAAAGAGGGCCUCCACAUAUUACAUCUAUAGUUUUCAAGCCUCCUAACUAUCGCUAUGGAGACGACGUUCAACUGACAUGCCAUGUUGAAAGUCAUCCAGCAUAUGAUAAUCUGGGCUGGAAUAUGUUGACAGAUCCCAGCAGAAUUCCAGCGAACGUACAUUUAACACAGGAUACAAACUCGGUGACUGUUGAAAUUACCAACUUCCAACGUCAAAACGAGGUGAAAUACCAGUGUUAUGUACAGAACUCAGAAGGCCUGACUGUUAAAGUCGUUUCUGCUCGUGUGCCUUAUUGAGCAUAUGCAUUUAGGGCUCAAAUAAAAACACAUUAAAUGUUGUGGCAUAAAUAGUGGUUUACAACUGUACAUUGUAAUCCGAUAUCAUUUGUAUUAAGUUCAACGACCGUUGAUCUUAAAUAACAUGAGGUUAAAGGUCAUCAUUAAGUGAGAUUUUACACAUUUACGAUGUGUUUUAUGAUUUUGAAAAAUACAAUGAAUGCUAUUUGAUCCUAUAAGGAUCUUGAAUCCCCCCCUCUCUCUCUCUCUCUCUCUCUCUCUCUCUCUCUCUCUCUCUCUCUUAAUGCAUGUUUGUCUGUACAAUCGUAAUGAACUUUGAUAUGAAUUUCUAAAGUAUGAAUACAAUAAGCACGUGAUUGAGGAGUCGGUGUUUAAUAAAAAGAAAUUCUAUAUUCCAACUUUUAAUGCAUUAAAUAUUUGUAUAACUCCAAUGUUUCCUGGAGGCAUGGAUGUGUAAUCUAUAAAAGUUACUUUUGAUUUGUAAAUUGAUUGAUAUACAUUAAACACAUAUCAUAUGAA